This is a messenger RNA of Penicillium malachiteum, 4455 nucleotides long. RefSeq names its product chromatin-remodeling ATPase CHD1. Gene Ontology annotation, cellular component: chromatin; nucleus. The coding region runs from base 1 to 4455 and encodes 1484 amino acids. Gene Ontology annotation, biological process: regulation of transcription by RNA polymerase II; nucleosome organization. Lineage: Eukaryota; Fungi; Ascomycota; Eurotiomycetes; Eurotiales; Aspergillaceae. The record is from RefSeq and is a predicted model, not a curated record. Gene Ontology annotation, molecular function: chromatin binding; DNA binding; ATP-dependent chromatin remodeler activity. The transcript is spliced from 2 exons.
AUGUCAAAUGGCUUCUUGCAUUCGCCAUCUGCCGACUACGCCGGAGCAGAUAGCGAUGCAUUUGCGAGAAGCGAACGAAGCCCCUCCGAACCUGUCGAGUCCCAUCCUGUCUCCGAGUCCUCCCCCGAACCCGAUGUCGCGGACGAUUCAUAUGAUGCCGAAUCUCAAGCUUCUGAUGCCGAAGAUGAAGACGUCGUGAUGGAAAACAGUGAUGAGGAAAUGGAUCGGUCGAGUCGUGAAAACUCUUCAUCACCCAAUGGCGAUCGAGGUAUGAAGCGCAAAUCAUCGCCGCCGGAUGAACGCGAGUACAUCAACCAAAAUGCCGAUCUCUUCGGACUGCGUCGAAGUGGUCGUGCUCGCACAACACGCCAUCUCGUGGACUCAUCCGACUCGGAAUCUGACGCUGUUGCGCCGCGCUUGAAGCGUCGGCGCAAGGAACCAUCUCAACAGCCUUCCAAAACCUCGCGGUCAGCUACUGUGUCAUCGUUCUCAGAGACAGAAAGUGAUGAUGAGUACGGUGGGAAAAAUGCUCGUGCGGACAAGGCGAGGCGUCGUCGUCUUCAGCAAGCUCCAGGCAUGGAACCAUCCCUCUCCGAGGUUCGCUUUUCUACCAGAAACGCGUCCAAAGUGUCAAAUUACAAUGAGGAUGAGGAUGAUGAGAUAUUUGAGGAGGAUGCCGAUGAGCUCGGCCCAGAUUACUGGGCUGCCAGCUACGCAGAAGAUACCCGACCAGCCGUCGAUGUCGUUCUUAAUCAUCGACUCAAGGACGACUCAGAUUCCAAUGGCGCGGACGUAGACCGCCAAGACUUCGAGUUCUACAUUAAGUGGCAAGACCAAUCUUACUACCAUUCCAGUUGGGUCCCCAAUGAAGAACUUGUGAACUAUCGGAGCACUCGUCGUGUGGAUAAUUACGUUCGCAAGGUCCUCAAUGAAGAUCUUCGCCUCCAGCAUGACCCAGAUGCCCCUCCGGAAGAUCGUGAAAAGUGGAACCUCGAUCGCGAAAGAGACGUUGAGGCCAUUGAGGAUUACAAGCAGGUUGAGCGUGUGAUUGGUGUUCGGGAAGACAAUGGCGUAACCGAAUAUCUUGUCAAGUGGAAACGUCUCUUCUAUGAUUCAUGUACUUGGGAACCAGAAGACCUGGUCAGUGAGAUCGCACAGCGUGAGAUUGACCGCUUCAUUGAUCGUUCUGCUCGUCACCCUGUCUCCGACAAGAUGGAAACAAAUCCGGCCACGCGCAAGUCAUUCGAACCUAUUCAUACCUCACCGAGCUUCUUAGAAAAUGGCGAGCUGAAAGACUUCCAAGUGAAGGGCUUGAACUUCCUUGCAUUCAAUUGGGUUCGAGAUCGUAACGUGGUGCUGGCUGAUGAGAUGGGUCUUGGUAAGACCGUGCAAACUGUGUCUUUCAUCAAUUGGAUGCGACAUGUUCGCAGGCAACAAGGUCCUUUCAUUGUGAUUGUCCCCUUGUCAACAAUGCCUGCAUGGGCUGAUACCUUUGAUUACUGGACACCGGACCUGAAUUACGUUGUUUACAAUGGCAGCGAAAAGGCUCGCAGCGUUCUGCGCGACUAUGAAUUGAUGGUUGAUGGGAAUCCCAAACGACCAAAAUUCCACGUGCUGUUAACGACCUAUGAGUACGCCAUGAAUGACUCCCCAUUCCUUGGACAAUUCAAAUGGCAGUUUAUGGCCGUUGACGAGGCCCAUCGUCUCAAGAAUCGUGACUCCCAGCUUUACAUGAAGCUGGUCGAGUGGAAAUGUCAAGCCCGUCUCCUUAUCACUGGUACACCAAUUCAAAACAAUCUUGCCGAACUGGCAUCUCUCAUGGACUUUCUGAACCCCGGUGUGAUCCAAGUUGAUGUUGACAUGGAUCUCAACUCUGAUGCCGCAUCACAGAAGCUGGCCGAGUUGACAGAUGCUAUUCAACCGUACAUGCUACGACGUACUAAGUCCAAGGUGGAGAGUGACCUUCCUCCAAAGACAGAGAAAAUCAUUCGAGUUGAGCUCUCCGACGUUCAGCUGGAGUACUACAAGAACAUUCUCACCAAGAAUUACGCUGCACUCAAUGAUGGUGCCAGGGGAGUCAAGCAGUCACUUUUGAAUAUCAUGAUGGAACUGAAGAAAGCCAGUAACCAUCCUUUCAUGUUUCCCAAUGCAGAGGCGAGAAUUCUUGAAGGAAGCACCAGACGUGAGGAUAUCCUGCGCGCUAUGAUUACCAGCAGUGGAAAGAUGAUGUUGCUGGAUCAACUUCUCGGCAAGCUGAAGAGAGACGGUCAUCGUGUUUUGAUUUUCUGUCAAAUGGUUGGCAUGCUCAACAUCCUCAGUGAAUACAUGGAGUAUCGUAACUACAAGUAUCAGCGUCUGGACGGAACCAUUCCUUCAGCUGCUCGUCGCUUGGCCAUUGAGCACUACAAUGCCCCCGAAAGUACCGAUUUUGCAUUCCUUCUCUCCACGCGUGCCGGUGGUCUUGGAAUUAACUUGAUGACUGCGGAUACAGUCGUCCUGUUUGACUCGGAUUGGAACCCACAGGCUGAUCUGCAGGCCAUGGCUCGUGCUCAUCGAAUUGGACAGACCCGCCCUGUCAGUGUCUAUCGCCUGGUUUCAAAAGACACAAUCGAAGAAGAAGUUAUCGAAAGAGCUCGAAACAAGCUGUUACUGGAGUUCAUCACAAUCCAACGUGGUGUCACUGAUAAGGAAGCCUCUGAGAUGCAGACUAAGAUGUCUCGGGUCCUCGGUGAACCCAAUUCAACAGAAGAUAUUUCUCGCAUUCUUAAGCGUCGUGGCCAGAAGAUGUUUGAGCAGACUGACAACCAGAAGAAGCUGGAGUCGCUUGAUAUUGAGUCUGUGCUUGCCAACGCCGAGCUUCACCAGACCGAAGAAACUGAGCAGAUUCAAGCGGACGGUGGUGAAGAAUUCUUGAAGGCCUUCGAUUUCGUUGACAUCAAAGUGGAUGAUCUUAGCUGGGAUGACAUUAUCCCCAAAGAGCAACUGAACGAGAUCAAGGCGGAGGAGAAGCGCAAAGCAGAUGAGAAGUAUCUUGCAGAUGUGAUCGAGCAGAAUCAGCCGCGAAAACGCCAAGCUGCCACUCAGUCCCGGGAUUCACGGGAGGAGCGCAAGGCAAAGCGACAAGCUCGAGCUCAAGUUGCUAUUGAAGAAGAUGACGACGAUGACAACAGCUCACUGGACCCGAAGCGCCCCUUGGGUGAAAAGGAAUACCGGGCUCUUUCUCGUGCGUUCCUUCGUUAUGGUGCCAUGGAGGAUUGCGAGGAACUCAUCCUCGAAGAUUCUCGGUUACAGAAUCGCGAUCGGGAUACAGUAAAGGCCGCUCUCGACGAGAUGACUCAGAAGGCCGAAUCUCUUGUCCAGGAGAACUUGGCUCAGUUGGAGGCUCUCAAGCAAUCUGGCAAGAAUCUCACGAAGAAAGAACAAAAGGCUGUUCUUUUUGAUCAUCACGGUGUCAAACGGUUGAAUGCCUGGACCAUUGUUGACCGACCACCUGAUAUGCGACUUGUUCGAGAUAUGACUACCUCUCUCGCAGACUUCAGGAAUUUCCGUCUUCCAGAGGCCACGAAACUAGCAGACUACAGUUGCCCCUGGGGUGCCCGAGAGGACGGUAUGCUCUUGGUUGGUAUCGCUCGACACGGAUUCGGUGCGUGGACUCAAAUCCGCGACGACACAGACUUGGGUCUCGGUGAUAAGUUCUUCUUAGAGGAGCAUCGUGUGGAAAGGAAGACCCAACGUUUGCAGGGCGAGGAAAAGUCUACCAAAUCUCCUGGCGCUGUUCAUCUUGUUCGCCGAGCGGAGUAUCUGCUCUCAGUUCUGAGGAACAAAUACAGCAGCGGCAACAACGCCAGCGCUAGACGGGCUGUGGACAACCAUCACCGAAACAACAAGCGUAAUUCUCGUUUUGGCAGUGGCAGUGUGUCAGCAUCUCCUGCUCCAUCAUCUCGGAAGGGUCAAAGAGAGGUUGAUCGUGCACGACAACGCUCCCACACUAAUACUGGUCGGGAUGGCAACGACCGUCACACCCCCAGUCACGACCGGCCCAAAUCCGGCCAUGAUGCUGGUCGUCCUCGACAUCGUACGUCUGACGCUGACGAGCUUCGUCGUCGGAAAUCUCAAGAGAAUGGUGGAUCGAGCAAAGAGAAGGAAGAUAUGGCCUUCAUGCUGUUUAAGCCUAUUGUAGGCAUCCUGGACAACGUGUCCAAGAUCACAGCCAAGAACUACCCAGAUAAGUCUAAACGGGCUCACGAGCUUCGAACCACCAUUAUGAAAAUUGGCGAGUUCAUUUGUGAAACUCUGGGCAGUGAUAAGGCUAUGGCCUCUCUGGAAAAACGCCUGUGGGACUAUGUUUCGGUCAACUACUGGCCUAACAGAGAGGUUACUGGCACCAAGCUUCAAACCAUGUUCCAAAAGGUCCAGGAAGCGAAGAAUGCCUCGAAGCCCUCUGCCGGCUCAUAG